Molecule: messenger RNA, 4143 nt
Organism: Symbiodinium sp. CCMP2592
Lineage: Eukaryota; Dinophyceae; Suessiales; Symbiodiniaceae
Source: the annotation of a GenBank genome assembly
AUGCUGGAGCCCGCUUCUGCCGAUGGACCCUCUUCUUCAGGACCUCCAGCUUUUUUCAGCUCUGCGUCGGACAAGCGUCGGACAGUUGCAUUUUGCAUUCCCUGCGGGACACACGGAAGCCUCAAGGGCGAGAGCUACAAGUUCAAAGAGCCGCAGACCAAGGUAACGGAUGGACAUCGUUUUUGGCACAUGCGUUGGUUUGUGGACUUCCUCGGAGGACACGAGUCUCGAAAUUUCCUCGCAGGCAGUGUGUCGACGUUCAGGAACAAGCUCUUCACGAUUGCAUGGCCCUGCUGGACAGACACGGAGGACGCUCUGAAAAAAGAGAUCGAGUCGCACUUUCUCCAGAGUUCGUUCUCCCUCCUCAAGCAGCAGGAGCACGCUGCAAACGCCGAGAAGAAGGGCACCAAACGAAAGGCAUCCUCGCAGCAGAUGCAGGACGACAUGGAGGACGACAACGAGCAAGCGGACAAUGAGGAGCACACGGGUGACCAGAUGGAAGAGGUAGCAGCUGGACGAAGCACACGUUGUACAGAGUUUGCCACGUCGAGCUUUGCAACGAUUGUUCUUUUGCAUCAAUGGCACCAGGGUAUGCGCAAAGAUGCCAAAUGGAAGAAGCCGGCAGAGGAGGUAUCCAAGCUGGCCGGGGAGUUGCUUCAAGGCCUCGCUUCCUUGUUCCUGCAGACCCCGCAGGACUUCUCAUUCACGUGGGACGGAAACACUCUGGUGCUGCCGUUCAAAGGAGGUUCGCUGGACGUGGACGAGGUUGUACUGCAAAACAGUUUACUUGCUAAAGUACUACACCGCGAUCGUUCCCGAUUCAUGGACGUGCUGCAGGAUGUGAAUGUGGACUGCACCCGUCGGACAAUUGGAGACACUCGCAAGUCAUCUAGUUUGAGGACGAAGUACUACUUGUUGGCGGCUUUGGCACGUGCCAUGGAUUCGUCGGACGACACGCAUUCCUGCUGGACAUCUUUGAAUGUGAAGCAAGUGAUGAGCACCUCCGGAUAUCGUCGGUCGUCCACGAGUUUUCGACAAGAGGACAGCAGCGAACAGCAGGACGAACAAAAGAUCAAGAAGCACGCUUCUAUGGACGCACACAGGCUAGCACGCAUGGAGCGAUACGCCUAUGUCACGCAGGGCAAGUCAGAUUUCCUCUCGACGGACAUUUUGUGCGUGGUGGCAGAUGCAGUGCACGUGGGAAGUGACGAUUGGCUGAACAUCAUGGUGUACAACCACACGACGGACAAAGUUUGGGUCUGCCCGCCGCAGGUCCAGAAAUCGUCCGUCUUGUCGGCUGAGCAGUGGAAAGCUAUGUGGAACAAGGCUUCCAAGAAGUUCCUCGGGAUCGAGAAACCCGUUGGACCUGGUCAUGCGGAGGACCGGCUGGCCACACUGUCUUGGAUGCAGGACAUAAACCACGGCUUGCGACCCAUUGGCUGGACUUUUGGCUGCUGCCAGAGCACGCCGGCCGGCCCCGCGGAGGACGACACGAAGGCUAAACGUGCACCGAUCAUGAUUUUGUGCACCGACCAAGAAGCAACACAGCUGGCGGCUGUCUCCUUCUUGAGGAACAAAAAGAGCCUCUGGAUCGAACACGUCUCGGACCCCGCCCACAGGUCGCACAACGACGUGGCUUUGGCCUUGUCGGCCGCUGGACUCCUGAAGUUCUGCACAUGGUGCAUCUCGCUGUACAACAUCAGGUAUGGACCCUGGCAGAAGGGCUCGUGGGCGUUGAAGAUCCAGCAAGCCGCAAAUCGCAUGAAGGACAACAUGGACCCCUCGGACCCGAUAUUGCUCCUUUUCUUCCCGGACAUUCUGCUGGACGCCGGCCUCUCCCCCCUGGACGACAACACGGAGGAGAAACGCAGGUCGUUUUUGCAGACAUUACCCGACAUGGACUGCAUCCGCAUCAAGGGCACGAAGGCCAGCAAGAGUCGGUUCAAUUCCCUGACGACGGCCCACAGCGCGCUGGACAAAGAGUGGUCGGUCUUGGCUUUAGUUCUCACGGUGGUCUGCUUGGAGCACAACUGGGCAGUUUCCACUAAGGACCUCUUCUCGCAGGACAGCAACCAGGCCCGUGCCUCGGUUCCAUAUGGUGGAAGCAAGUCUUCUGCCAUACAGGAGGCCAAGCAAGGCAUGGACCAGGAGCGGAAGGGCAGCGCGAACAGUCUACACUUAAUGACGAAGUUCGUGAUCUCGCAGGACAACAAGACGACAGCCAGGAUGAUGUUCCAGGUCUUGCAACCCGAAGAGCUUCGUUGUUCGCUCAUGCUCAAGCAGCUGCGUUCCAAAGGCAUGACGAAGGACUACUACUCUGGCUGGGCACACUGGUCUUGGAUGAGCACUGCAAAGGACCACGUCAGGACUUUGUCGAAUUUGGAAGGUUUAUCUCGUGUCGGCCUCGACCUGACACUGGCACGCGCACAACCCCCGGAGGAGACAGAGCUUGUCUGGCAGGACUCGCUCGCAGGCCAAAUGACGCAGUUGACACUACAGAUCCUGCGGCUGCGGGCCGGGGCACAGCUGUACCAUACUGGAGGUUUCGGUGCGACCGCAGGACUAGUCCAUGCUGAAGAGCAGACACGCACAGUGGUGGUUCUCGUAUGGCAAAAAUUGCUCGAAGGUCAUUUCUCCCAAGGGCCGAUUAGUCGGUACAUCCUCGCCGAUCUUUGCACUACCCGGUUUCAGAGCCUUACGGAGGACGUUGCACACGUAUUGACCAGCAUUUGGUCGGGCCUCUUGAACACGAAGAUCAUCGAAGACUGUAAUAAAGUCCAGCGCGAGGCCGAGCAACGACAUUCGUCUUCGAAGGACUUGGGUCGUUUGGACGGAUGGAAGGCUGUGACCCAACAGGCCGUGGUCAAGAUGUACGAGAGGGUGGAGGCACUGUCAACGGAGCUCUACCACACGCCGGCAGCGUUUGACGUGGCCAAACUUUUCUGCAAAGACACCGAGAAGAAGAAGAUUCAAGCAGUUCGUCGUCGUUCCGAUUCGUCGGUCAGCACGCAGGUCAGUGCCUCGGAGGUGCAGGAAGCACAGCUUCUUGCAGACGUGACGAAGACGAGGGACUGGGUCUCCCACAACCACGCCGAGGAACAGGAGGUUUUGGCUGCCUUCAGUUUACUGAUGAAGGCGUGGAGGGCCAAGCGAUGGUCGCUUUGUGAAGAAGGUUGGUGCUCUGGACUUUUGCCCGAAGGACAUGUUGUACUGGCAGGUGCAGACCCGUUGUUCAUCGUUCGGACAUACCGUUUGGCUGCACUCGCAUGGCCCGGCAAGAUCGUUAAGGACAAGGACCAUGAGUUUUCGAAUUCAACAUGGGCGUUCGGUCGUUCCACGCAGGGCAGCCACCUCAACAACGGCAUCGUGUUUUUGGUGGACAAGAAGAUGGGCACGUUGGACUUUCACGCCGAGCAGGGCUUCGCUGCCUGUUCUGAGGCUUUGUUGCGCAGGUUGUGCCAGCACAUGGGUUGGACCGCCACCCAACCCAAAUCAGGUGUGGACGCAGGACAUCAGCUGGCUGUUGCCGCCAUGCUCAACAUGGACAACUCGUUGGUCGAAGAGGACGUGGUUCAACGAAUCCUGGCAAGGCAUCAGACUGACAAGUGGAUGCCGGAGGUCGACGACAAGGACUUGGAAGCCGUCGUUCGGGACACGCUGCUCAUUGGCGAGCAGGACAAGGCCCUCAAGGAGCUCAGUGCCCGUCGGUCCACGGUUUCGGCCAAAAGUCUACGACCCAAGGUAUGCACGAUGUACAAGAACGCCGUCUCGGACCUGGACAAGGACUUUUGGAAGGCCGGACAGGACACACGCCGACGCAAGACUCAGAAGGCCGAGAAGGACAGCAAAAAGCUAAAGCAGCAGUACGACCGGGUGUACGCAAAGCUGAAUGCCACGACGGACGAGCUUGUGAAGAGCAUGGUUCCUGAUACUGUACAGGUUUGGACGGACCCAAAGAAUGGUCGUUGGAAGGUGUCGUACAAGACAGCUGUAGUCAGCAUUACACGUAGUAUUUCAUGGACACAAGUAGGUGAAGCUGCCGCCGGUCGAGCCUGUGUAACACAAGGUUGGUCAUGGGUGGAGCACCACGAAGGACGUGACCCACCCGAAAACUUGCAGGAGCGAUUGACAAGGUUCGACUGA